ACUCGGUUCAUCACAACUGCAUUCGAGUAUUCGCAGAACCUUUUUCAUGUACAUGUGCGACUGCCAUGGUUGACAGGCAUGAUCUUCCUCCUUCUCGCAAGUUUCGCUCGUCGCCAGGUCAUCUGUGAAGACUCGGAUAGCAGCUUAACGUGGGACGUGGGCGUAACUACUAACCAAUCUAGUUGACGGCCCAGAGCAUCCAGGAAUCAUCAUCGCCAACAAUGUCGAUGGCAUCAUGCGUUUGACGACGCGCAUACAUAGGAUCAGCGUUGCUUGGGUUCAGUGUCAUACAUGUCCCCAGGCCGUGCGCACGAUGAUUCUCCUCAUAGCUUCGGUCUGCAGAGGUGCACGAAGUCAGAAAGUUCCUGGUAUCCUCGGUCAUUGUUCGACGGCGGCGUCUCGUCAUAUCAAUCCCUUCUGUCUAGUCGGGACAAUCGGUGAUUGUUGCCCCUCUGAUAGCACAUUCCCUUCGUGCAUGUCACAUCUAUCUAAAGCGAGAGCGUUCGAAUUUCGCCGUGUCAGUUUGAGUCCGCUCAUGGUAGACAGCGCUGAUAUAUAGCAAGAGAUGUCCAGAGGCGUCCCAGAUGCGUAAAUUUUGCCGGUGACAAUACAU
Fomitopsis serialis is the source of this 613-nucleotide messenger RNA. RefSeq lists its product as uncharacterized. The transcript is spliced from 3 exons. The record is from RefSeq and is a predicted model, not a curated record. Lineage: Eukaryota; Fungi; Basidiomycota; Agaricomycetes; Polyporales; Fomitopsidaceae. The coding region runs from base 236 to 559 and encodes 107 amino acids.